Messenger RNA from Nymphalis io (European peacock), 1416 nucleotides. It is a transcript of the gene Nthl1, whose product is annotated as endonuclease III-like protein 1. The coding region runs from base 73 to 1254 and encodes 393 amino acids. The transcript is spliced from 5 exons. NCBI's taxonomy places the organism in Eukaryota, Metazoa, Arthropoda, Insecta, Lepidoptera, Nymphalidae. Gene Ontology annotation, biological process: base-excision repair; base-excision repair, AP site formation; nucleotide-excision repair. Gene Ontology annotation, cellular component: nucleus. Gene Ontology annotation, molecular function: DNA-(apurinic or apyrimidinic site) endonuclease activity; 4 iron, 4 sulfur cluster binding; DNA binding. The record is from RefSeq and is a predicted model, not a curated record.
UAAAUUCUUUUGAAUUUGCAAAAUUUGUUUUGAUUUAUACUGACAUAAAUAAACGUUAUAUUAUUUAUAAGAAUGCCUCGUAAAAAUGUUAUUACAAUGGCAGCUACUGGAAAUCUAGUAACAAAAAAAACUAACGUCUCUAAACAAAUAGUUUCAGAAAAUCAUAAAGAAGUCGAUGAUUUAGGUUCUAAGCCUGUUUUAGAUUUGAGUCAAUUUAAAUAUGAGAAGAAACCACAUGUAAAAAUUGAAUUUGAAAAUGACUCCCCUGUUAAGGAGAAAGAUAAAGGUUUAUGGGAGCCAAACAAUUGGAAAGACUUCUUAAUAAAUUUAAGAAUUAUGAGAUCAAAUAAUGAUGCACCAGUGGACUCUAUGGGUUGUCACAUGUGUAUGGAUGAAAAUGCACCACCCAAAGUGGUAAGGUACCAGAGCUUAAUAUCCCUUAUGUUGUCAAGCCAGACAAAAGAUCAAGUGACAUUUGCUGCCAUGGAACGUCUACGGGCAAGAGGACUCACUAUUGACAAUGUGCUGAAAAUGAGCGAUGAAGAACUCGGUCAACUCAUUUAUCCUGUUGGAUUUUGGAAGACGAAAGUGAAAUACAUAAAAAAGACAACACAAACUUUAAAAGACCAGUAUGAUGGGGAUAUACCAGAUACAGCUGAAAAACUUUGUAAACUGACAGGUGUUGGUCCAAAAAUGGCUCACAUCUGCAUGAAGGUUGCAUGGAAUAAAAUUACAGGAAUUGGUGUAGACACACAUGUUCACAGAAUAAGCAACAGAAUAGGUUGGGUCAAAAAACCCUCUACUACACCAGAAGAAACUCGAAAAUCAUUACAAACUUGGCUGCCAGUUGACUUGUGGAGUGAAGUCAACCAUUUAAUGGUAGGCUUUGGGCAGACAAUAUGUUUACCUGUGGGGCCAAUGUGUCACGAGUGUUUAAACAGAGAUAUUUGUCCUUCAAGCGAUAAGGGUAGAAAAUCACCUAAUAAGAAAUCACCAAAGAUUUCAAAAAAAGUUAAAGCUGAAAAAGUCGAUGAUGGGUCACCACAUUUAUCGAAGGCUACCGAAAAAAACUUUACUGAACCAAGUUCAAGCAACAUUAACUUAAAAAUAAAAACUGAACAUACAGCUUCAGAAAUUAAAGAUUCUAAAAUUGAUAUUAAAAUAUCCAAUAACUCUAUGAAUGUUCAAAAUGUAUUAAAACGGAAGUCACCAAGAAUAGCUAAACAAUAUAUAAAAACGAAAAAAGAAACUUAAUCUCGAUAAGAAAAGAAACAGUAUUCAGAAUAAACAAUACUUCAUAUGUUUUAAGAUUCAAAUACAUAAAGUUACAUACAUAACAUUUUGAAAGUUACUACAGAGUGAUUUUUCAUAAUUAAUAUAAAGUUUGGUCAUAAGUGUUAUUAUAAUCAUUACCAC